UUUUCCACAGCGCAGCUGGUGACGGUGCGGGUCGGGUCUGGUAGGAUCAGGUCGGUUAAAGCGUACCAGGCACAAAUCACGUGUCGCGUUUCCAUUGGAGGGGUUACGGCUGUAAUGUAGGCGGGGUUAUGAGUGUGUGCGUCACCACACAGGAUGUGACGAGUAACGCGCUUGCAAAGGCGGGAGAAAUUGUGGAAGAGUUUUGCGGAGACCCGCCAUUGUCCACUGAAGAAGAGUUUUGCGGAGCAGUAUGGACGACAUCAUCGGCGCUGUGUUUUUACUCUGUGCGUUCUACUACCUGGCUAAAACAAGACAGGCUGUAUUAGAAAGAAGGGUCCAUGAGGCUCGGAGAGAUGCUGCAAUUAAAAGGGAGAGAGUAGCGGACAUGAUCAGGCGGAUGGCGGAGAGUUCAGACGAGGAGGCAAGCACCGGCUCCAGCACCGACUCCAGCACCGACUCCAGCACCGACUCCAGCACCGACUCCAGCUUUGAGGAGAGAUGCGAGCAGGAGAGGCGCGAGCGGAAAAGACUCGUCCUGCGAAGAGCGCACUGGGAAAGAGAGCAAUGCAGAAGAAGGCAACGCAACAGGGUGAUCCAGGCAGUGCUGCAACGUCGACGCCGCAGGCCCACCACUUGGGCUUUCAGUCGAAGCAGCGACUGGUGGGACGUCAUUGUGCCUGGCUUCACAACCGCUCAGUGGGUCCUAAACUUUCGCAUGUCAGAAGACACUUUUCAACACUUGUGUGAAAAGGUGCGUCCGGCUAUGGAGAAACAAAACACCACCUUCCGCGCAUGUGUCCCGCUGCGGAAAAGGGUUGCUGUUGCGUUGUGGAAACUGGCGACCAACGCUGAGUACCGGAGCAUCAGCCACCUUUUCGGUGUCAGCAUCACCACUGUGUGCCGCUGCGUGCAGGACUUCUGUGAUGCUGCGCGUGAGCUGUUGGUCCCGGAGCUCAUAAAGUUUCCCGACCUGCACACCCUGCAAGACAUGUCAGCGUACUUCCAUAGCCGGUGGGGGCUCCCGCAGUGUGUGGGUGCUAUUGAUGGGUCACAUAUUCCCAUUAUCGCACCACAAGACUUCCACUGCGAUUAUUUCAAUCGCAAGGGCUGGCACUCCGUCAUCCUCCAGGCGGUCGUGGAUGGGAGAGGUCUCUUCUGGAGUGUGUCAGCUGGGAUGCCUGGCAGUGUGCACGACGCGCGUGUACUCAGACUGUCCUCCUUCCAGGAACUGGUGGAUCACGGCAGCCUGUUCCCCACACGCACCAGAGACAUCGGUGGGGUGGAUGUGGGCUACUACAUCCUGGGAGACUCUGCCUACCCGCUGCAGAGGUGGCUGAUGAAACCGUUCCUGGACACCGGGCGGCUGACAGCAGGUCAGCAGCUGUUCAAUCGAAAGAUCUCCAGGGCCCGGGUGGUGGUGGAGAACGCCUUCGGAAGGCUGAAGGGCAGGUGGCGCUGCCUUUUGAAGCGUAAUGACAGUGACCUCACGCUCGUAAAGUCAAUGGUGCUGGCAUGUUGUGCUCUGCACAACCUCUGUGAGAGCCAUGGCGAGGACUUCAACAAUGAGUGGAACCUCACUGUGCAGGCUGGUGCUGCAGCAGAGCCUGAGGUGGCCCUGGGCCAGAUUGCAGAUGAAGACGGAAAAGAUGUGAGGGAGGCACUGAUGCUUCACCUCAGCUCAUAAAGUGUAUAUACAUUGUGAUGCGUGUGUGUGUUGAACCCUUCCGCUGUGUCACUCGAAAGACGUGUGUU
Messenger RNA from Salarias fasciatus (jewelled blenny), 1752 nucleotides. Its product is annotated as protein ANTAGONIST OF LIKE HETEROCHROMATIN PROTEIN 1-like. Bases 251 to 1684 code for a protein of 477 amino acids. The record is from RefSeq and is a predicted model, not a curated record. The transcript has 2 exons. Lineage: Eukaryota; Metazoa; Chordata; Actinopteri; Blenniiformes; Blenniidae.